ACCAAUACUUUUAACCCGACAAAGCACUUCCUAUUCAGCUGGCAAAUCGCCCCUGCUGUAGAAUGAACUUUCCCGACUGCGCUUCGACCGGUAGCAUAGGUUGUGGACAAGAGGGUCGCAAAGCAGAAAGCAUGUGUUCGCUUCCGAAACCCGCGAACAUAGACAACAACCGUGAUGCUGAGGGUGAAAUCCUACAGAAAUUGGCCGAGUUGGUUCGGCAGGGCCUGGAGGUGGUGAGGAGGAGAGUGAGCGAGGAGGCAGAGGAGGUUCUAAGAUCCACGAAGACAGAAGAACCAGUUGUGGGUAAGAACCGAGCAGGGGAGACUACCACCCAAGCCACACUCCAGGAACGCGCCAAAAGAGGAAGAGAGAGUGAAGCCCGAGGAGAACGAGGACUCAUCAAACGCACGAGAGAAGAGGAAGCUCACACCGACGAAGAGGACGAAGCGAAGCCCCUCGUCCUCUCAUCCUCCGGGCACGCCUCGUCACCUACGGGAAGGCGUUCUCGAGAGGAAAACGGCUUCAAGGAUGACGAAGGAACAACUGACAGGACUCGACCGGGGGCUUCGAAUUCUUACCCGAGUCAUUUCACCGAGGACAUGCUCCCGGUCGGCGUGGAGGAGGAGGUGGUGGGGGGAUGGGUGAGGGGGACGAUCGCCAGGUUGCUAAGUUUUGUGGGAUUUCCCUUCGACGCCGGGAGGCAGCGGUCUCGGCGAAUGCGCUCCUGGAUUAUACGUGGCAGAAGCUGAAUACAGGCCAUUGGCAAGAUGUCCCGAUAACUUGGCGCCUUGUUUUCACCUGGGGAAGCAUCGCAGUCGUACACAUUCUCCUGGCGGAUCUGCAGUUGUCCCUCAGCGGCGGCGCCAACACCACGCAAGCCCAUUUUUCGUCAGCGGCCGAGAUUGUGCGGGCGUGCGACCGCGGCCUCCUUAUGGGUGCUCCAGUGGGCGACAAUCCCCUCCACAAGGUGGCCUCCCUCUUCAACUCCCACGCCCGACUGUCUGCGACGAUGGCCGACCUCCCGGCGGAGGCCCUCCCCGUCGCCCAGCAAGACAAGGCCACAGUCCACUUCCCUCUUCCUUCCGGGCGCUGUCCUCCUCUGGAUCGUUUCCUCUUGAACUACAUGAACAAAUCCGUCCCUGUCAAACUCCUGGGCAUUGUAGACCACUGGCCAGCCCUCAAGAUGUGGCGGAUCCCUUACCUGAGAGAAUUAGCGGGUGCCCGCACAGUCCCAGUGGAGGUGGGUGCCCGCUACACGGACUCUACGUGGUCGCAGACGCUCCUCACCCUGGACGAGUACCUGACUCGCUACGUGAGCCAGCCCGCUGCUGGUGCGCCCACAGGUUACCUGGCGCAGCAUCAGUUGCUGGACCAAAUACCAGAGCUUCGUGACGACCUCCUGGUACCAGACUACUGCCACCUGGGGGAGGAGGAGCCGCGCCUCCACGCAUGGCUAGGGCCUCGGGGCACCGUGAGUCCCUUGCAUCACGACCCAGAUCACAACAUCCUUGUUCAGGUAUUAGGGUACAAGUACAUCCGCCUGUACGCCGAGGACCAGAGCCCUCUCUGUAUCCCACCCAGACCCCUGCUGAGCAACACGUCGCAGGCGGAGAUCGAAGGCCCACAGGCAGACUGGCCGCUCCUCCAGCAGGCACAGUACCAUGACUUGAUCCUGGCACCCGGGGAGUCUCUCUACAUCCCUCCUCGCUACUGGCACUAUGUCAGGUCCCUCUCGACCUCCUUCUCAGUCUCCUUCUGGUGGCGAUGAAGGUCUGCUCCUCCUCAAGGCUAAUAUGGCCAAGGUCUUUCAGGCCAGUGACUGGUGGCGCCGGUGCUCAGCCACGUUCUGGAGCCAGGAGUUCUGGCUUCCGGCCGGCCUCACCUGGGACGACAUCCACACCUCCUUGUACGACAUCCUCUUCAUCCCGCUGCUCGUCGGACUUUUCUU
Molecule: messenger RNA, 1948 nt
Organism: Penaeus vannamei (Pacific white shrimp)
Lineage: Eukaryota; Metazoa; Arthropoda; Malacostraca; Decapoda; Penaeidae
Source: RefSeq, a predicted model, not a curated record